AUGUCAGGUCGAUCACCUGAAGUAUUAGUUUCGGCAUUUUUGGCUUUAUUAUCACCUGAUAAAUUAUCACCUGAUAUCAUUAUAGCAGGAGUAAAAAAUAUGAGGGCACAUGCCUUACAAUUUCCAAUCAACCGUAAUGGUGUAAUAGAUAUUGUUGGUACAGGCGGUGAUGGAUUAGAUACAUUCAAUAUUUCAACAUCAGCAGCAUUUAUAGUAGCAAGUUGCGGUGUACCAGUUGUGAAAUGUGGCAAUCGUAGUAGCAGUAGCAAAUGUGGAAGCGCUGAUUUAUUAGAAGCAUUAGGUGCAAACAUUACUUUAGAUUUAACAUAUUCAAGUGAAAUUUUUAAAAGAUGUGGUUUCUGUUUUUUAUUUGCACAAAAAUGUUAUGCAUCAAUGAAACAUGUUGGUCCAAUUCGAAAACAGUUAGGUAUAAAAACAAUAUUCAAUGUUUUAGGUCCAUUAAUUAAUCCAUGUAUACCGGACUAUCAAUUAACUGGUGUAUAUGAUAGAUCAUUGGGUUUAUUAUUUAUACAAUGUUUAAAAAGAUUAGGGGUGAAAAGUGCAAUGAUAGUACAUAGUGAAGAAGGUAUGGAUGAAAUAUCAAUACAAGGUAAAACACAUAUUUGGCAUUUAAAGUUAGAUGGUAAUAUUGUUGAAUUCGAUGUGACACCGGAUAAUGAUUUUGGUAUAAAAAAACAGAAUUUAUCAGCAGUAAUAAGUGGUAGCCCACAAGAAAAUGCUAUUAAAUUAAAUAAGAUAUUAUCUGGAGGAUAUGAAUGUGCUAUAUUAGAUCAUGUAUUAAUUAAUGCUUCAGCUGCAUUAGUUAUAACUGGUAGAGCUAAAGAUUUUAGAGAUGGUGUAGUUAUUGCCAGAGAAAGUAUUA
Didymodactylos carnosus is the source of this 883-nucleotide messenger RNA. NCBI's taxonomy places the organism in Eukaryota, Metazoa, Rotifera, Eurotatoria, Philodinida, Philodinidae. The record is from the annotation of a GenBank genome assembly.